CGUGCACAGCUGCACCGCGUGAACCCCAAGCGCUAUCGCAGCCGCCUGCUGCUCGACCGCCGCGCCAGCCCCACGCCGUCGCCCUCCGCCGACCACCCGCGCCAGCUCCCGCAGCUCCCACCUCUAUCUCGCACCUGUACGCGCGCGUCCAUUGCGCCACUGGACCACCGACAAAAUCGCCGCGCCUCACGCCUCCGUCCGCCGACCCAGGACCGCCGCCGAGCCCGCGACCUGCACCAUCGGUUCAAUCACCCGGCCCACCUCUCGCGCGGUCACGGGCUACGAGCGCGAUGGAGACAGACGACGAGACGCCUGUGAGGCGUACGACAACGCCGCUCGGUCGGCUCGAUGAUCAACGGGCAGGGUUCUCGAUCCACUCGCACGCUCAACCUUCUCCACCCCUCGGCAAGGUCGUCAAACCCGUCCUCGAAGCCGCGCCUCGCCCUCGACCAUCGCCCAAGUCGGCCGGCAGCGCGUCUUUGCCCGCCCUCACGCGGUACGACAGCUGGGAGCAGCUCCCGCGACCGUCGGCCGACACGUACGGUCGAGGUGGGCACCCGUCGAGCGGCGCAGUGCGGCGGGCGAGUACACGGCGCAUCGUCGAGGACGAGGCCGACGAGGGCGGGCCGUUCUCCGACUUUGCGCGCAAAGACGGGAGCUGGAGCACCCGGAGCGAGACGAGCUCGACCGCCGCGUACACGCCCUACGGCGACUGGCGGCGUCGAGGCUCCGAGUUCUCGACGUCGUCCGUCCUCUCGUCGCACUCGCCACAGUCGCACACGUUCCCGCCUCGGCGCAGCAGCACGGCGACGAGCUUCAAGGGCACGAUCGGCCACGAGUCGACCACGUCGUCGAUGCCGCUCCUGCGCCGCCACGGCACGCGCGAGAGCCUCGCCGACAGCGAGUCGCCGUCGAGGGGCACGAGCGGCGGCGGCGGCGGCGGGUCGGCGGGCGGUGCGGGUACGCCGACGACGCGGCGGCACCGCGACAGCACGGCGAGCUUCUCGCAGUCCGAGUCGUCGUCGCUGCACUCGUACCCGCCCAAGCCGCGACAGCGCACCGGGUCGCUCACGAUGGGCGUCACCGAGAACGACUUUGCGACCGGCCACAUCCAGCGACGAGGUAGCGCAGAUUCCCGCACCGACGCCUGGCCGAGCUACGUCGGCAGCACGCCCAUCGCCAAGCCGUCGCCGAGCUACCAGUCGGCCCUGUCGUCCUACUCGUUCCCGGCCAUGCCGUUUCGCGCCCUCGGCAUGCCCGCGCCGCCGAGCGCCUACAACCCGCUCGCGCCGCUGCGCAAACGCCUCGCGCGGUCCCUCGCCGUCACGGUCGGCGCACGAGAGCUGCACACCGAGGUGCAGCUCCUCCUCGAGCUCAUCGACGCGCUCGAGACCUGCAUCGCGACCUUUGGGCCGUCACGAGCCGACUGGUCCGGCCCUCGGCGGGCGUCGACCGACUCGGCGGCGUCGAGCGUGCAAGGGCUCGCAGGCGCCAAGACGCCCCUCACGAGCGUGGCUGCGUCGCCGACGCCGACGACGGCCGAGGCCGACAAGGUCGCCCUCGUCGACGAGGUGCGCCUCCUCGUCAGCGAGGUCGUCGAGCUCGUCCCGGCCGCUCAACGGUGCCUCACCGAUGGCGGCUACGGCCCCCUCGCGGCGCCGGCGCCGUCCGUCUCGACCCGGGCGCUCCUCGAGGCGCUCGAGCACCCGUCGCCGCCGCAGCUCGUCGCCGACCCCGAGUGGUGGCCGCGCAAGCUCGCGCGCGACUGCCGCUCGCUCCUCGACGAAGCGGGCCUGCCGACGGGGCAAGGGAGCGCGACGCAGACCGUGUGGGCGCUCGCGACGAGGCUGAGCGAGGAGGCCGACGCACGGCCCUCGCCCUCGAGCGUGGCUCCGCCCGCGUCGUCGCCGACCUCGCCGGCUUCCUCGAGCGCGUUCGAGCCUCGUGGGACUCGCAGCAGUGGGCCGGGCCCGGCGCUGUCGGACGCGAGGCGGGACGAGCUGCUGUUGCAGGGCAAGGCGAGGUGGGAGGAGUUCCGCGAGCGGCAGAGUCACCUCGAGCACUUUGCGCCUGCCCCUGUGUAGCGGCCCUUUGAGCAGUGCGACUGCAUUGCAAGGCUGUCCCCACGGCUUGCGGCGUUCGC
Molecule: messenger RNA, 2143 nt
Organism: Rhodotorula graminis WP1
Lineage: Eukaryota; Fungi; Basidiomycota; Microbotryomycetes; Sporidiobolales; Sporidiobolaceae
Exons: 4
Coding region: 291-2084 (597 amino acids)
Source: RefSeq, a predicted model, not a curated record